AUGAUCAGAAUAAAGGUUGCAGGGAGAAGACCCAGGCCACCUCCCGUGAUCAUCGAAGAGCCCACGGAGGAGGAGCUGAACGUUUUGCUCAACAAACCCGUCGAAAGUGAUAAUUCCAGCCCUGGGGCUGAAAUUCCUCUACAGGAGACCACCGAAAGUUCAGCACCAAAAACUUCAGAGACACAAGACUCUGCUGAACACAGUAGGCAACAAGAGGAGGAAUUGGCGAACGAUGAAGCCAUUGCCGAAGCAGAGGAACAACAACCAAAGGAAACUCAAGUGGUCGAUCUGACAGAGGAGCAACAUGACGAAGGGGAUCAUGUUGAUGCUGGCACUACUGAACUACAGGUCGAAGAGAGUCAUGUCGAUGCAGACGCUACUCAACAACUUCAACCCCAAGCCAAAGCUGCUGUAAGGGUUACCACCUCGACAAAGCCCAAGUCUAAAGAAGACUUGGCCCUUUUGAAGUAA
Messenger RNA from Vicia faba (fava bean), 471 nucleotides. The record is from the annotation of a GenBank genome assembly. Lineage: Eukaryota; Viridiplantae; Streptophyta; Magnoliopsida; Fabales; Fabaceae.